UAGGGAGGGUGUGGGUGUGCACAGCCACACUGGCCCAUGGGAAGCAGUGCCAGGGGGAGGUUCCAGCAGGCAAUUAAGAUUUCAAAAUGCCUUUUCAGGUUAGAUCACUGUAGAUCUACUCCAUCCUAUGGCAUAACUCAGAGUAAUGAUUGCACAUAAUUUGAGAUUAGCUCUAAUAAGUAGGUACUCAAUAAAUACUUGUGAGAUGAAUAAAUGAAUGGAUGUCAAACUAUACUUCUCACAUGCUAGGAUAAAUUAAGGGCAAGGGCCCUGGAAUGAUGGUACACCAGGUGUCCUACAUGGAAACUCUGUCCAGCGGCUGGUGAAGCCAGCCUGAAACCUCAUCUUCUAAAAUGCAAAGUAAAUGUGAAAACUUUGGGAGCCUGGGAGAGAAAAACUCCCUGGUUUGGAAACUCAGCGGAACAGGAACUCGAUCUUACAAAUGAAAGAGGCUUUGGAGUGUGAAGCUUUGGAAGGUACCAGGGAUGCAAAGUACAGGAACAGAUAAAGGAGUGGAUUUCAGUGAUUACACUUAAAUAACAGUGGUAGUAGAAAGAACAGCAUAUAGGCCAGAGGAGAAAAAACCCCACACUUGAUUUGCAGGUCGCUCUCCAGGGCAGAAUCCGCUGACCUCAAUACUCAUUUGAUCUCUUAUGUCCAGAUUUGGCCAAACUCCACUGAUUUGGGUUGAGACUAGCUCUGGGCCAUCCCUGGCAGGAUCCACAAGCCUUCCAGAGACUGGCAACCAUCUUGAGGAUGUCCCAGACUAAGCAGGGCAAUUCUGGGUCCUCCUGCAAAGGGUCUGCCUCAGGGAGCGCCCCCUUACAGGAAACAGGGUAAGUAAGAGCCAGACCCAGGGGUUACAUGAAAUGCAUGGGCUAGAGGGCCACUUAACUUGCUCUCUUCUGUCUCCAGCCCUUCUAAAUAAUUAGAUGGAGAAAUGAUAAUGAAUUCAGCCUGCCGACACAAUGGAGUGAGUUUCAAAAACCUCCAGGAGCCUGUUUUGCUAAAGAAAGAAUUUUACUACAAACUCUCUGGCCAACGGAUACAAAAUGCACAGAUCAUUUUUUUAUUUUCUUACUGUUCCAGAGAAUAUGGUCACAUUACAGAAUUAGGACAAGGCCAGUUAAGAGGACAUCUUUUUUUUUUUUUUUUUUUUUUUUUUUUUUUUUUGAGACAGAGUCUCACUCUUGUUGCCCAGGCUGCAGUGCAGUGGCACAAUCUCGGCUCACUGCAACCUCCACCUCCCAGGUUCAAGUGAUUCUCCUGCCUCAGCCUCCUGAGUAGCUGGGAUUACAGGCGCCCACCACCACGCCCGGAUAAUUUUUGUACUUUUAGUAAAGAUGGGGUUUUGCCAUGUUGGCUAGGCUGGUCUCGAACUCCUGACCUCAGGUGAUCCACCCACUUCGGCCUCCCAAAGUGCUGAAAUUACAGGUGUGAGCCACCGCGCCCGGCCGAGGACACUAUUUUUUUGCUUUGGAAGAAAUGAAUCCUAGUUCUGGUUCAGAAACUGUCAACAGCAUUGUGCCUCUUCUAUGACUACUAAAUUUCAAGCAAAGAGAGCUGAGUUGGGGGGAAAAGCAGGGCUAUCCCCGCCUUCAGACAAUGCUGUCCCUUAUCAGGGCAGACUGCUGUCUGGUUUCCUGUCUCCAGCUCGGGCAUGACUGCUUAAGAUGAGAAACAUGGUCUAAGAAAGGAACAGAGUGGUCUUGAAAAUGAGAAUGCUAGCGACCACCAUAACCCUCUUCCAACUCACUCCCAAGAGGAAUUCUGACUAGAACAUCACAUACUAGCAAACUAGAUAUCAAUUGUUUUAAGAUUCUAGGGAUUUGUUUUUUUAAAAAGCUAGAACCAAUGAUAAAUGAUGCACUUCAGAAAGAAUCCAAGUUCCAGAAUAACGUAAUUGUAAUUCCUAGUACCUUAAAGAAUGAGGUUGUGUGUAUUUUAUUUUUCUUAAACUCAACUGGGUGUGAAAACAGAGAACAAGAAAUGCUGCCUAAGAAAUCUGUCGUUUUAUAGCAAAAAUGUUGAUUUGAAAAUAUUAAGAAGGCAAGUAUCUCAAGGGGGGAUGGAGACACAAUGAAAUUAAAUUAGGAAUCAUGAUUUAUAUGGUUAAGAAAUAAAACUCUUGUUCCCAUCUUUUUGGUAAUCAUAGCAACUAUAAGAUACGAUAAUUUUCCCCAACUAUUCAGCUUAGCAUUUAGAAGCUUGCAGAAUUUUUUUCUGAUAGAAUAUAUUAGACCCUAAUUAUAUCUAUUAACCACUUCAUCUCCCUGCAAAAGAGAGAAGAAAGAAUUUGGGGAAAGCCAAAUAAAGACUCUGUUUACCAAACCUAGUUAGAUUGUUAACAACUUUGGAACCAAAACAAACAAACAAAAAAACCUGCUUCGAUUGGAGUUACUUAUGAAUUUUAAGCUUAAAAGUCUCUUGUCCUACAGGUCAGCUAAGUAUUUCCAGCUGCUUUUCCCAAAGGAGAAAGAACUUAUUGGGACUUCUAAAACUCCCAGCUUUUUUCAUAGAAGGUUAUCAGCAGCCAACUAUUUGAUACUAAUAACUCUCUUAAUAUCAUAUUUUAUACUUUCCAUUUAUACAUAAAGAAUGUGGUGGAAUGUGACAUUUAAAACGCACCAUUAUCAUCAAUUUUGGGGAGAAGAGAGCCUGAUUUGCUGCUUCAGCAACUCUUUAAAUUAAUUCCACGGAGAUGCUGUAGAUGAUUCCUUUUGAUUAAAAAAAAAAAAAAUCCCCAAGUAAGUUUACAAAAGCACUUUCCAAAACUUUUCUUUUUCAAGCAAAUAUUUCCUUAAAUCUUAGUUUCUCAAGAACCAACAGAAAACUAAUAUUAAGGCAGGUCUUAAAUAGUUAUCCUAGAAAUUCAUUAACCCACAACUGAUAGAAUAUUUAAAAAAUAAUGAAAAAUAUUAUUGUAAAACAAAAAUGAGAAGAGCAUUCUUCUUGUUUUCAAAAUAGAAGAUUAAAAUUUUCCAAACAAUCUAGCAUUACAUGAAUUUGUUAAUGCCAGUUCUCCUUUGAGCUUUUUAAUUCUUAAAAACGGGUUGGAAAUGAGGUGUAGAAUAUUGCACAGUGAAAUCUUUGUCCUUAAAACAUUAUCCUGAUAUUUAAAUCUUUGUCCUUAAAAAGAAAUAAUCCUAGGAUUUUCUCCAUGUCUUAGGCUUUGCUUCAAUGAUUUUUCUAAAGAUUUCUCCUUCCAAACAUAAGCAAGACUUAAACUAAGGCCAGGCUGCCAACAUUGCUUAAAUUCUCCAUCCACGGAAGCCACCUGGAGCAGCCUGGGUUAAACGUGAACGAGGGUGGGCCACAUCUUUCAGAUAAUGCUAGGUCUUCUAAACUGUAAGGUGUUAAUCCUGAUCCAAAAUUGACAGCUUCAGGGCAAAAUGCCUAUCUUAAAACAAACGCCCUAACCACUUCAACACAAGAAUUACAAACAAAUACAAACAAAACUCCUUUAGGUUUCUUUGCCAAGAUGGACCCACAUUUCCCCAAAUCACAAUCUAGCAAUAAAAAAUUUAAAAAGGUAAAAGCAUUUAUUCACCCAGACAAAUGCAGUGGAGCAAAGGGUGUACGUAAAAAGGUUAACUGACUUCUCAUUAUGACAUAACACAGGCGUCUUAAGCAAUAUCAAGUGUGUAGAGACAUGAUAACUCCAUGGGUGGGGAUACGGAGUUUAGGGGCAGGGACCUCAGCCUGGUCUGGGCUACUGAUCUACCAGAAAACAGCCUGAAACAGGAAAGAGCACACAUAUGCCACUUGGAAUGUAUGACGCAAACCCCAGCCUUGAAACAAAGAACAGGAAACAGCUCUGCUGGCUGUGCUGGAGAGAAAGCACAGAGAAACAUUUAGCCGGCCCUCCCUGACCCUAUAUUCAUGAGCAGCUGGAGUUUUUUAAGACAACAACAGGGGGGUGGAGGUGUUUGUUCUAUGGGUGUGAAUAAUAACACCAGCUUUAUACAGGGGACCUGCCCUAUUUACAAAUAAGAGCUGCCACAUACAGUAAACAUCAUAAGUGAAAUGUGAUUUUAUCAUAUUCAAGCAGCAGAGACCUUCCUAAUGAACACUAGCCUCCCUCCUGAUUUCUUUUGUCCCUUUCUGCCCCAUUCCAAUGGCUAGUCCCUAGCUCUGAUCAAAUUCCGAGUUAGGGUAAUGAUUAUGGUUCAGCCUCAGUGCAUCAAGAGGAAAAAAGAUAGAGCACUGCUGUUAGGAAUUCAGAUUACAAUUGGGGUACCCCACAGAACCAAAAUUGGAGCAAUUGUAAGCCUCCUUUAGUCACAGAACUAAAUUCCAAGACAGACUGUGGGACAUCUACAGUAACCCAAAAUUUUCACUGUCUUUUUCAAAUGCAGUUAUACACAUUUUUGCAGAGCUGCUCAUCUGUUCAACAUAUACACACGUUUACAGAAAUUCGCCUUUUAAGAAUGUGAUUCUGUUCCUGACAUUUAUCUAAAAAUUAUUAUACAAUCUGUACACCAGAGUACUAAUUUCUAGAAGUCAUUCUAAAAUGUCUAUUUUCCCUUUGGGUUAUUUUUAAGAUAGUAAAAUCCAUUCACAGUUCCUUUCCCAUUAUUUCUCUUUACUUUGUUAGCCAGGACUGUUUAACUCAAGCUUACGUUAUCAGAGAUUUAAGAAUGUGGUGUGUGCAGACUAAGUACAGGUAAGGAAAAAAAAAAAGAAAAAAAAAAGGAAAAAAAAGAGCAUCACUGUGCCCAUAGCAACAAGAAGAUUGGGUUUUAAUUUAGAAACUUUGCAGUGAAUAAAACAAUAGCUUUCUGCAAAACUCUGUUGUCGUUUUGUACCUGACAAGGUUUUGUGGUCUAAGCAGUUACUUUUCUUUGUUAUUCCCAUGUUGAGAUUUUUGUACUUGCGUUCUCUUUCAUGCAAGCUAAAUGUUCUUUACAAUGUAUCAUCAUUGAACUUACCGAUAGUACAUUAGGUUUUUUUCUUCUAAUAAAUAGUUCUGCAGCAAAGCCCACUGACUGCAGAAAUGAAGAUACCAGUUUCUCUAGGGAGUUUAAUUUAAUCGAACAUCUAAUUUCAGGUCUCUAUUAACAGCCUAAGGUCAACUAACAUACCUCUUUUCAAACCAGAAGAAAUCACUCGUGGACACUUUCCUUAAACACUAUUACUAACUCCAAAAAAUUUGUAGAUAUUAAUGCUAGCAGAUUGUUUUUUCCCCUAAAAGCAAGUCUUCUUCCCUAGGGUGAGGCAGAUCAUCCAGAUGAAUUUCUCUUAUAAAAAUGCUCCUCAAAUUCAUACAGAAAAGGAUAGCACAAAACUGCUGUGUGGAAAAACCUAUAAUGAACAACUGGCCUAUUCCCCACUUGAUUUUGCUGGCAUAUUUCAGGUACUUGUCAGAAUACCACUUCAUACUUUUUCCCAUAUACCAGACUCUUGUGAGAAUAUAAUCAAUAUAUUUAAAAUGUCUUGGGUGAUAUUAAUGGAAACAUAAAUUCUGAGUAAGAAAUUCAGUGGUUAAGUGUAAAAUGUUUAUUUUAGUGAAAUACAAGAAGGUGAGCAAUUUCCAAUUUCCGUUUAACUUGACUUAUUAAAAAUAAGUCUCAUUCACAUUCUUCUAGUAUUAUUGUAUACUGCUAUAAAAUUUAAACCAGAAAAGUGCUUCUCCUUGUCAGUGGCUAUCUGCCCAAAAAAAUGAAUAUGACAAUUCCAGAUCUUAUCUGCCAUCUCUAAGAAAGCCACUUGGAAAUGUUAGGUAGGUCCCAUGGGUCCUGAUCCAGGGAUCUGUCCCUGGGUCCCCAUCAGGCUCGGCUGCAGGCAGUUGCCUAAGGCGUCCUCCGCCUUCAGCCACGCUGCAAUCCUUGCUCCAGGCACUGCGGCAGGUUCUCUCCAUGCCCCCAGGAAGACUCUCCAAACCCGGCCAGCUCAUUUCUCCUGCCCCGGAGGAUCCAGACGCCCUGGCAGCUCCUGGGCUCCAGAACCGAGAAUGGGAUGCUGCCUCCAAUCCCAAUUGCCCUAAGUUUCUUUCCAGAGGGCCGGGAGACUGCUCCAAGUUUGCUGUGGCGGGCGAGCGGCCGCGCGCCGUGUCCUGGGAGGGGGGCGGCGGGGGGCGCGGGCGGAGGGCGGGGAGGGGAAGGACGCGGGAGCCUGGGUUGUGGUGGUGGUGGGGGGGCACCGGGAGGGGGAGGAGCAGGAGCGCGCGGCCGCGGCGCUACCUUUCUCCAAACAACGUUGCCACACGCGGAGAGCACGGAGAUUUCUGGGGCUUUGGAGGGAAUCGUGAGCGGGCGGGAGGAGGCCGGGGACCACACAGAACUGAGAUCCAGAGAGAUGAUGACUUUGCCCAUAGACCAAACAAAGAAAUACAUGUUUCAGUCCUGUGUCCUCCUGCUAUGUGUGUCCGGAAUUGGUGGGUUCUUGGUCUCACUGAUUUCAAGAAUGAAGCUGCGGACCCUCGCGGACCGUGUGUGAAUGCCUGCUCUGUGAGCCCUCAGAAUCUACUGGCCAAAUGAGUGCGUGGAGGAAAUGUGCUCAGAGCUGCUGUGUGUCAUCCUGUGUUUGAAGUGCUCCUGCAGCUAUCAUUCAUCCAGUUAAGAAUUUGAAGAAGUGUGUGCACAAAGACGGAGUCUCACUCUGUUGCCCAGGCUGGAGUGCAGUGGCACAAUCUCGGCUCACUGCAACCUCUACCUCCUGGAUUCAAGCAGUUUUCCUGCCUCAGCCUCCAGAGUAACAGGGAUUACAGGCAUACUCCACCUUGCCCUGCUGAUUUUGUAUUUUUAGUAGAGACAGAGUUUCACCAUGUUGGCCAGGCUGGUCUUGAACUCCUGACCUCAAGUGAUCCACUGCCUCAGCCUCCCAAAGUGCUGGGAUUAUAGGCGUGAGCCACUGCGCCUGGCCAAAUGCUCUACUUUUUAAUCAAUGUUUUCCAAAAUAGGGAUUUUUGCUAUGUGCUUUAGAAAUUAGAGAACAAAUGGUGAUAAUAUAUGCUAAACUUAAAAUUAGUAUGCCUCCUUUUAUAGACAACAAGAACUUUGUCACUUCCCAGUUUGUCUUGUCAUUCAGGAGGCUCAGAGCUACGAUUUGUGCCCACUCGUGCUGCCUAUUCUUAACUUUGAUUUCCUGAAGCAGCGAUUUCAUCUCCGUUUCCCCUCAUCACCUGUUCUUUUAACUGUUUAAAAACAGCAUUACAUUUUGUUGCAAGUGGCCUCAAAUUCUUUUUGGUAGAAGGGAAAUUGUAAUUCGUGAGAAGAAAAAAAUUUUCCUAACUAUUCUCAGGUGUGUUUAAGGGCUGCAUUCCAUGAUGCUAUCAGUGCCUUCUUUCAGCUCACAGGAUAUUGGCCAUGUUAAUGAGUCUGAUGUUGCUAGUAUCACAGGCACCGGAAAAUAUGCACAUUAUGCUGGAGCAUUAGAAUGCAACAGAAAGAGCCCUGGGCUUGGAGUAUGCAGAACUGGUUCUUGUUACAACUCCUCUUACUAGUGGGCUGCUAUGGACCUAAAGUGGAGGGCUUUGAAAUUUCCUGCUUAAUUGGGCUGCAUGUCAUUGCCGUCCUUAGAAGUUGCUCCGGGAUGCAGCUCUGGAAGAAAACACAUUGAAUUCAUGAUCAUGGUUAACCUUUGGAGAGAGAGAGGAGACCAGGAUGAAGGAGCCAGUCGAAGAUCCUGUUCAAGUGUACACUGAGCCAGCAGGUUCACCAGAAAGCUAUUGAGCGUUUGCUGGAACACAUUAUGCAGGGUGAAUUUCUUCUGGAAUGUUGCCAAGGAUUUUUUAUGCUUCUGUGGCAGGCAUUUCUUGAACAUUGUCAUUUAGCCAAGCAAAGAAGAUUUUCUUAAAGGAUAGAAAAUGUUUAAAAAUUUUUGUUUGUUUGAAGAUAGGUUAAAUGGCUAUAUGAUCUCAGGAUAAGACAGAGAAAAUCACUUAUUCCUGUAAGUGAUCUGAUUAGGUUAGUGAUGUUUUGCCUUUAAACAGAUUCAUCAUUAUUCCUAAAGUAUUGCUAUAUUAAUACUGUCUUCUAGAAAGUAUCCACCAGUGCCUACUUUUCUUUGAUAUCAUUAGCUGUUUUUCGAAACUGAAUUUGCUCUUCAGAGAUUUCUCAUAUGUUUGCGUAUAAGGAACUACUGGUAAUAGCCAAGAAAAUUUGGAGGUGCAGAGAACAUGCUGAAACAGAAUUUUUCACUUUCAAUUCUAGAACUAUGCCAUAAAAAAAAAGGAAAAUGUAAAAAUGUCUUUAUAUUAGAGCAGAUAUUUUUAAAGUAUUGCAAAUUCAAUGAUAAAUUCUAAGGUUAAAAUUGGACACAUAAAAAAUACAAUAUAUAAAUAUCUCCCCAGAAAUUAUUAUCUAAUGAAUAGUAAAAGCUGACUAAAACCAUGUCAUUUUAACAAGGGUUUAAAUAGUACCAAGAUUCUCAUCAUAUGCUCUGGGAUACCCAGUGAUGUACAAGGGUUCUCUCUAAACAUGGGGAGGAAAAAUUCCAAAUAUAAAGAUUUAAAUCUUGUCUUUGCCAUUCACUAGCUGUGUGAUCUUGGGUAAGUUACCUGGUUUCUCUGAGUUUCAGUGUCAUCUGUAAAACAGGAAUAAUAAUACCUAGCUCAGAGGCGGGCGUGGUGGCUCACGCCUGUAAUCCCAGCACUUUGGGAGGCCAAGGCAGGUGGAUCACUAGGUCAGGAGUUUGAGACCAGCCUGGCCAAGAUGGUGAAAUCCCGUCUCUACUUAAAAAAAAAAAAAAACAGCCAGGCAUGGUGGCAGGCGCCUGUGAUCCCAGCUACUCAGGAGGCUGAGGCAGGAGAAUCACUUGAACCUGGGAGGCGGAGGUUGCAGUGAGCUGAGAUCUCGCCACUGCACUCCAGCCUGGGCAAUAGAGUGAGACUCCGCCUCAAAUAAAUAGGUAAAUAAAUAAAUAAAUAAAAGUAAAUAAAUAAAUAAAUAAAUAAAUAAUAAUACCUAGCUCAUGGGGCUGCUGUGGGUGUUUGUAAAGUAUCUCAGUGGUGCCUACAUAUUGUAAAGGCUUAUGAAUAUAUUAGUUCCUUUCUCAACUUCCUCAAUUCAUUCCACCACUACAAGUCAAUCUAGAGAUUAAAAUAGGCAAAACUGUGAUCUACGUUAGGAUGGGGUUGUUUGAGUGGUGGUUUAUUUCUGACUGCUUCAUUUUAUGCUUGUAUUUUAAAUACACAAGUUUUUGUAAACAUUCCUAAAACAAAACAGAUCUGUUUUUAUUUUGAAGAAGAUCAGACUGAUUCUGAUAUAAUGUUUGGAGAACUAAAUUAUACACAGAAUUUUGUCUCUGAAGAGUUAACUCUAUCAUGAAAAUGCACUCAGUGAAAAGCAAACAUCAUGCCACCUUUCCAUACACGGUAUUAUGUGUAUUUGAAUGAACGCAUAUGGAAAAACAUGGCAAUUCUUCUUUUAUGCCUAAAUCCUGUGGAAUUUGCCGCCUCCUGUAUUUAAGUUUGGGCUGUGAUGGUAAACUUGGUUCCUUUCAACUGAGUGUUGUUAUGUCUUUGGCACAUUCCCACAGCCUAACCUCCCGUCUGUAACCUGCACCUGCAGUUCACAGGAUUCAGCUCGGAGAGCUCCGUACUUCCGGGCCACUCAGGAAGACCUGGCAAGAUUUUCUGAUGGAUGGAACUGGAAGGAAAGAAGUAAAGAUGAGUCAACAUCUUCAGUCUGAGCAGCCGGAGGGAUGACGCUGUCCUUUACUAAGAUGGAGAAAGCGGGUGGAGGAACAGGUUGGGAGGUCUGUAUUUCUCUACCUGGACUACCCUGAGAGCUAACCCCAGUUAUUGGUCUGGAAGCAACGAAUGAAGGCCGGGGCAGAGCUUGAGGAGGGCAACAUCAUUUUGUCACAGUCGCCAUCAAGAAUCUAGUUGCAGGCUGGGCGCUGUGGCUCACGCCUGUAAUCCCUGCACUUUGGGAGCCGAGGUGGGUGGAUCGCUGGAGCCCAGGAGCUCAAGAGCAGCCUGGGCAACGUGGUGAAAGCCCAUUUCUACAAAAAAAUGCAAAAAUUAGCAGAGUGUGUUGGUGCAUGCCUGUGGUCUCAGCUACUCGGGAGGCUGAGAUGGGACGAUUGCUUGGGCCUGGGAGGUCAAGGCUGCAGUGAGCUGUGAUCACACCACUGCACUCCAGCCUGAGUGACACAGCAAGAACCUGUCUGAGGAAAAAAAAAUCUUGUUUCACCUAGAUCUGAAGAAGAAAACAGAAGCAACAUUCGAAUUAACAUCAGUCAACUGUUGGAAUAUUUUAGAUGAAGUAUGAGAAGCCAAGGCAUGUACCGUCAGGCUCUGGGCUUCUCCCUGCAAGGUUGGGAAGAAAUUUGGAGGAGGCAAAGUGGGAGCAAGUCAGAUGGAAGAGACAUUAUGGGUCAGGUGGGUGAGAACUGUGGGAGGGAGGUUCAGGGUGCUCCAUUUAGCAGGUUUUUCAUAGUGCCUGUGCAGUCCAGGGCUCUGAUUUCUGUAAGCAGAAUGAUGUCAUUCAUUCUUUUAUUCAUCUAUUUGUUAAGUCAACAUUUAUUGAGAGUCUCUUAUGCUACUCACUGUGCUAGGUGGUAGGGCUCAAAGAUGAAUAAAACGCUGUUUCCUUGUUUUUCAGAAAUUCAUAGUGUAGUGGGAGGUGGACCGAAAUGCCAUUGACUAUUGAUUGCCUGACACUGACAGGUGCUGAAAUAGAGGAAUAUACGGGAUGCCAUGGGAGGCCAGAUGAAGUGAAAAACCCACUCUUACUGGUGUGUGUGCACACACAGGAGGAGUUACGCAAUGCCUUGUCUGGUUUCCUGUCCUGGCACAUUUCCAUUGCUUAUUUCUAGAGCCACUUGACCGUAAUAGCUGGUCAGGGAUAAUGUAAAGAAUCUUCAUUUGGCAGCUCUGAGGACUGCCCAGUCAACCUUCCCUUCUGUCCUCAGCACAUAUACCUAGUUUCUUACUCUGCUUUUGUGACUCAUCUCCUCUUGCACCCUAGACAUCUUUUCUAUUUUUAUACCUCUUGCACCCUCGACAUCUUUUCUAUUUUUAUACCUCUUGCACCCUCAAAGAUCCCUUGAGACUCUCUUGCCUAAACCUCUUUUAGGCAAAUCCUACCUCCUUUUCUCUAUACCUGCUUUGAGAGAAGGGGAAAAUGUCUUAAUAUAUGUACUAAUUAGGCCCCUUGAUGGUCUAAUUUCAGCCUUACAUUGUUUCGUUUUGUGAAUGAGCCCCAGGGAAGUUAAGUAAUUUGUUCAAAUUCACACAACUAGAAAAGACAAAAGCAGGACAUUGAAUGUAGAGCCAAUAUUCAGAGUACCUGAUUUUAGACCCAGUAUUCAAAGCACCGACUGCUGUGGUCUGAAUGUGUUCCCUCCAGAUUCAUGUGUUGAAAUCCUAACCCCCAAGUUGAUACUAUUAGGAGGUGGGACCUUUUCAGAUGCGAUUGGGUCAUGAGUGUGCAGCCCGCAUGAUUGGGAUUAGUGCCCUGUCAAAUAGGAGAGACUGCAGAGAGCUAGCUAGCUCCUUUUCACCAUGUGAGGGCACAGUGAGACAGCCCUGUCUAUGAGGAAGUGGCCCUCACCAGACACUGUUGGCACCUUGACCUUGGACUUCUCAGCCUCUAGAACUGUCAGAAAUAAAUAAAUUUCUGUUGUUUAUAAGUGAUGGAGUCUAAGAUAUUUUGUUAAUAGCAACCUGAAGGGACUAAGACAUUUACCAAAACCUUAAAGGCUCCCAGAUGAUCACCUCUAAAACACUCAGUCACAACAUUUUUCUAUUCAAAGUCUCCAGGGAGAAAAGACAAAGCACUACAAAGACUGCCUUGUAGUAUUACAAUCUCUUCACUUUUUCUAUCAAAUGUCCUGUUCCCCCUGUGCACCUAGAGACUCACAAGGCACUCAACAUCUCUGCCUUGUGAGCCUAGAGGUACAUGAGGGGCAGGACCUUUGAUAGAAAAAGUACGUGCAUGCACACACACAGACAUAUAUAUACACACACACACGUAUAUUUCUGCUUAGUAGAUACACCAAACAAUUUUCCGAAGUGAUUGCACCAGUUUACAUUUCCACCAGCAGCAUAGGCAGUAAUUAUCCUCUUCAACAUUUGGUAUUGUCAGUCUUUUGAAUUUUAGCCAUUCUGGUGAGUUUGUAAUAAAAUAUCAUUGAGGCAUUAAUUACAUUUACCUGAUUAUUAAUGAGAAUGAGCACUACUUUAAUAAGUAUAAUAUUUUCCAUAGGUUUUUUGAAGACAUUGUCUCUCAGAUUAGAGAUGGUCAAGGCCAUACGGUUUCUUUUAGCACAGCUUUAGCUACAUCAAACGAAUUUUGAUUUGUCAUAUUUUCAUGAUUAUUCUGUUCAAAAUGUUUUCUAACUUCCCAUUGUGAUUUCCUUCUGAAUCUAUAGGUUUAGUUAGAAGUAUGUUUUGAAACUUCCAAACAUAUGGCUACUUUGUGAAUAUAGUUUUGUUAUUGAUUUCUAGCUCAAUUCCCCUGUGGUCAGGUAACAUACUCUGAUUUCAGUUCUUGAAAUUUGUUGAGACUUGCUUAAUGGCCCAGCAUUUUGUAAUUUUGGUGUAUGAACUAAGUGUGUAUUCUGCAGAUGUUGGGUGCAGUAUUCUAUGAAGACCGAUUAAGUCAAGUUUACAAAUGUAUACUCCUGUAAAUGUAAACUGAUUUUUGUCUUAUUAUUCUAUUAGAUCUCAGAGAGAGUAAUAAAAUUUGAAUCUAUGCUAUUAGUUACAUGUAAAUUUAGAAUUGUUGUAUCUUCUUGACAAAUCUAAUUUUCAUCAUCAUGAGGUCACUUUCUUUGUCUUUAGGAAUGCUUUUAACCUUAGUGUCUAGUUUGACAUUAUUGUUAAAUCUUUGAGAAUUCUGAUAUUUUAGUCUUGUGUUUUGUAAGUAGCAUAUCAAAUUCAGUGUUAUUCAAGAUAACAACCUUUGUCUUUUAAUCACUGAAUUUAAAUAUUUACAUGUUAUGUAAUUUCUGAUAUUUUGGGGUUUAAAUCUACCAUUUUGCUCAGCUUUUCAAUUUGUACUGCUUGUUCUAUGUUCCAGUUUUUUCAUUUCUUGCCUUCAUUUGCAUUGAUUGAAAAUUUUUAAAAGUUAUUUGAGUCCUAUAAAUUUUUGUGGUGAUUACACCAAAUAUUGCAAUAUGUAUAUCUGACAUAAAAAUAAAAUAUCAUUUGGUUGUUUUUUCUCUUCUGGGGAAUGUAUGUACUAUAAAACACUAUCACUCUGUCUCUCCUGACUUAAUGCUUUUUCAGUGUAUUAUAAUUUUCUAUAUAAUUCUCCACAAGAUUUUACUUUUGGUUUUAUAUAGUCAAUAUUCAUUUGUAGUUAUCAUGCCUUUCUGCAUUUCUGACUUUCUACUUGAAACCUUUUCCUUUUGCCUGAAGACAGAUUUAUAUAUAUGUAGAUAAAUAAAUUCAAGUCUAUUGGGGAUGAACUCUCCCAGUUUUGGUUUGUCUGAACAUGUCUCUUUUUACUUUCAUUCUUGACAUAUAUUUAUAUCUUGAGAGCAGAAUUCAGGGUUGGCAGUAAUUUUUUUUCAGCAUUUUGGAGCUGUUGUUCCAUUGUCUUUUGGCUCAGAAUGUUGCUGUUGAGGAAUAAGCUGUGAGUCUGAUUAUUGUUCCAUUGAUGGCAAUCUUUUUCUCUGGUUGUGUUGAAGAUAAUUUCUUCGUUCAUUUUUUUGUUUUUAGCAGUUUUACUAUAAAGUGCACCUAGGUUUUCCCUUAUUUAACUAGUUUUUGAUUUCCUGAAUCCAUCAAUUGAUGUAUUUAAUUAGUUUUAGAAAUGAUUCAGCUGAUUACUCGUAAAUUAUGUUUCUGUUCCAUUAUCUCUCUUCGUUUAGUAUUUCAGUUAAAUAUAUAUCAGAACUUUUCAUGGAUCUUUUAUAUCAGUGUCAUGAUUUGGAAAAAGAGAAGUACAAAAUUGAGAAUAAAUAUUCUGAAACCAACUGGCAGAGUAAUUUUAUGUCCUUUGAAUCCAAUAAAAAUUUGGGCAUAUAUUCAGUGUCUUUUUAUUAUUUCAUUGUUCUAAUAAUUCAUUUAAAUUACAUUUUACAAAGAUAUCAUUUUAUGACAUUUU
Molecule: messenger RNA, 14003 nt
Organism: Pan troglodytes (chimpanzee)
Lineage: Eukaryota; Metazoa; Chordata; Mammalia; Primates; Hominidae
Exons: 10
Coding region: 5859-6479 (206 amino acids)
Source: RefSeq, a predicted model, not a curated record